UUUUCGGUUCCGAGAGGUUCUGCGCCAGCAACCCACCCGCCGCUCUCCAGCAGCUAAGGCGCAAAGAGAGAGAGAGAGAGAGAGACAAGAAGGCAGGCAGGCAGCCAAAGAUGUCCGAGACGGCUCCCGAAGCUCCCGUGGCCGCCGCGCCAGCCGCCAAGGCGCCCGCCAAGAAAGCCAAGAAGCCCGCGGGAGCCUCCAAGCCCCGCAAGGCGUCGGGCCCCAGCGUGACGGAGCUGCUGACCAAGGCGGUGGCCGCCUCCAAGGAGCGCAACGGGGUGUCUCUGGCCGCCUUGAAGAAAGCCCUGGCGGCCGCCGGCUACGACGUGGAGAAGAACAACAGCCGCAUCAAGCUGGGCCUCAAGAGCCUGGUGAGCAAAGGCACUUUGGUACAGACCAAAGGCACGGGCGCCUCGGGUUCCUUCAAGCUCAACAAGAAGCAACAGGAGGGCAAGGACAAGGCGGCAACCAAGAAGAAGCCCUCGGCCGCCGUGAAGAGCAAGAAGCCGGCGGCCAAGAAGUCCGCCGGCGCCGCCAAGAAGCCCAAGAAACCCGCCGUCAAGAAGAGCCCCAAGAAAGUGGCCAAGAAACCGGCCGCCGGGGCCAAGAAGGCAGCGGCCAAGAGCCCCAAGAAGGCCAAGCCCGCCAAGGCCAAGAAGGCUGCGGUCAAGAGCCCCGCCAAAGCCAAGGCGGUGAAGGCCAAGGCGAAAGCCAAGCCCAAGACCCCCAAGGCCAAGGUGGCCAAGCCCAAGAAGGCUGCGCCCAAGAAGAAGUGAAGAGGCUUCCCGUGGAGACUCGAGACACCUUUUGAUCCCAAAGGCUCUUUUAAGAGCCACCCACACGCUCAGUGAGAAAGAGCUGGCUUGCUCCUGUUCCUGACAUUAAUACAUCACUUUCGCUGAUAGUGUUGGCGAUGUUUGUAAUGGUGCUUCCGUUUAAAGGACAGCAGUUCUUUAAAACCUGUGUGCCUCCUUAUGGGUAUGGUUUGGUUAAUGUUUUCCCGUCUUCACAUAACAAAAAGUCUUUUUCCAAAAGGAAGAUCCGCAGCCCAGUGGUGGAGCCCACUGCUUUGCCCUACAGAAGAGAAGGUCCCAGAGCUGGGAAAGAUUCCCUUCUUGGAAAACUGAAGAGCCGCUGCCCGUCUGUCGGUAAUACUGAGCUAGAUGGACCAAGUGGUCUGCCUCGGAUGCAGGGCAGCUUCCUUGUGUGCCUGAUAGUUCUGUGGUACUUUACACACUGCCCGCCCAAAUGACUGCAGUGCAUUAACCAUUUCCCGCGCUGGGUUCCUACUGGAUGGAAGGGCGGGAUAUAAACAUAAUAACGAUGAAACAAGAGAAUGGAGUACUUACGAGCGUCGUCUAUCCUUUCUUAAAGCUGUAGAUUCUUGCCCACUGAGAAUAUUGGACAAAGUACUGCGCACCCUUCAGUUUCCUGAAACAUUUGGGUGCUUUGCACCCGAAUGCCAGUUUCUCCAUCUUUUUUCUACGUGUUAUAUAUCCUUGUGACGAAUUUAUGCAUUGGGGAGCUCUCCAGCAGUGCUAGAGAUUAUAGUGAGUUACUACUUCUACUAAACAUUAAGUAAGCAUGUUUACCGAUACAGUUACAAUAGAAACCUUAGCAAAGAAAGCCGAGGAAAUAUAUUUUGCCGGGAGAACGAGUAUUAACAUACAUAUCAGACACUUUUUCGGCAAAAUGCAGCAGCAACGACAAGCUCUUUUAAGUGAAGGAGUUGGUGGCUCUUAAAAGAGCCUUUGGGUCGUAAUUUUGCAGAGAUGGAUAGGAAGUCUUAUGCUCUCUCUCCUCGGAUGCGGCGAGCCAGCUGUAUGUCUUUCGGCAUGAUGGUGACGCGCUUAGCAUGGAUGGCACAGAGAUUAGUAUCUUCAAAGAGCCCCACCAGGUAAGCCUCACUAGCCUCUUGCAGGGCCAUAACAGCAGAACUCUGGAAACGCAGGUCAGUCUUGAAGUCCUGGGCGAUCUCGCGCACCAAGCGCUGGAAAGGCAGUUUGCGGAUCAGCAGUUCUGUAGACUUCUGGUAGCGCCGAAUCUCUCGGAGAGCGACGGUGCCAGGGCGGUAGCGGUGAGGCUUCUUCACUCCUCCGGUAGCCGGUGCGCUUUUGCGAGCUGCUUUUGUAGCGAGCUGUUUCCGCGGUGCUUUGCCGCCAGUGGAUUUGCGAGCGGUCUGCUUCGUCCUGGCCAUCUCUCCAAUGGAAAAAAAGUACCUAGAUCACCCUCUUUGCAGUAGUUCGAAACAAUAAAAGCGGCGGCUGGGUUGCAGGCUAUUUAUAGCCAAUUCCUCCUCGUCCCAUUGGCUGAGGGCAGCAACGCAGCCGGUAAAAAAAAAUUGAAUUUCCCGCGUUCUGCCCUGAUUGGACCAGUGAUGGCAAAACUUUCCGAUUGGUUCUUCCUUCUUCGGGCCUGCCAAGCCUUUGUUCUCUGAAUUAAGCCACCCUCCCCACGCCGCGCCUCUUGCUUUCCAACGGAACAAAUCUCAAAUUUAGCCCCAUCCCUCAAUUCACAAAUAUACACGAAAGAACACACAGGGCUCCUGUACUCUGCUAAAAAAUUUACACAUAAGGAGAAAUGCCAUCCGGCGCGACUUCUCUCGCGUUCUAUGGGGAAAUGCUUCUCCCUUUUAUGUAAUAUGCAGUGAAAAUCGAAGCAUACUCAAAAGUAGAUACCAUAUUGUUCCAUGGAUCUUAUUCUCUCGUUAAGUGUGUUUAGAAUUGACCUCUAACUAUAAGAGUUGUCAGUGUCAAAUGUAUUUGUAUGCGCCUUUCAACAUAUUAUGCUCAAGGUAAACUGACAAGAGUAUAACUAUUUCUAAAAAUUAUUAUUAUUAGCACUCUAAUCUAUUCAGAAGAUAAAGGCAGCUCAUAUUAUAAGAGACAGGGCACAAAAGGAAAAGGGACUAGGGAAGGAGGAGGGGGAAAACAAGGUCAGGCAGCAAUUCUUAGUUACAGAGAUCUUGUAGCGAACAGCAUGAGUGGAAAAAUCUGGGGAAGUGGGAUAAAGAACCUAUGUUUCCCUCCAAGAUAUUGGUGGACUACUAUCAGCCCCAGUCACUAUUGCAAAGGACAAUGGGAGCUGUAGUCCAACAACAUGUGGAGGGCCACAGGUUCCCUAUCCUUAGUGCUGGGGAAGUGGUUCCAGACCACUCCACUCUGGGCCCUUUGUACUCUGAUGAAUGUAUUUAGAAGUCCCCUUCAGACCUUCCCACUCAAUGUGGGCAAGGCUAGGGGUAGAGUAAGAGGGCCAAGGAUGUUAGUGGUAGGGACGGUGCUUCCCCUACACACAUUAUGUGCUCACUAGUGUUACUUUGAAUCAGGGGUUGCCAACCUUUUUGGACCAGGGGUGCAUUUCAAAUUCUGAGAGUGUGCUGGGGACACCAGUCACAAAAUGGUUGCCGCAGGGGCAUGGCAUAGCACAAUAUGACUGCCAUGGGGUGUGUGGCAUACCAUAAAAGUAGAGAGUACUCAUGGUGAAGCAUUUCCCAUAAUUGUAUUUCCAUACUAGAAAAGGCUUGAUCUUCUGGAUUUAUGGCUGCUAUAUAAAGCACAAGAACUGUGUUUUCCCCAAUGUCGACCCUAAACCAAAGCCUAAGCUGCCAUCCUGUGCCUACUUACCUGGAAGUAAGUCCCAUUAAACACAAAGAGACUUAUGUAGACAUGUAUACCUUUGUACUGUUAGUUAACUAUACAGUGAAUUCUUAAUGAGUCCCUGGUCUUUAUCUCCUGCAAACAGGAGACAUGGAUAAGCCUCUUUGGCUUUCACAUUUGCCUUUUGGGAUUCUUUAACAUUCAGCCGCACUUAUUGUUAGCAAUAUUUGCAGGAAAUAAUUUCUAGGCACUACCUGAUCUCAGGCAAACCCAGCACAGGAUAGAUGCAUCAUGGUUGCUAGGGGGAAAGGAAGGUCAAACUAUGGAAGGAGAAAAUAAACAAAUAAAUAGAAAAUGAAUAAGACAGAAACAGGAAAAAUGCACUAAAAGAGGGGGCAAAACAGCGGCUCUUUAGGACCCAGAGAUUCCUAUUGCCUGGUGUCCAAACAACUCAAUCACAGCUUUCUUAUCAAUUGCAGCUCUGACUUACUUCACUCAUUGGCUGAUAAUUAACAGGCAGGAUCAGCCAAGCUGGCUGAUUUCACAGAAAUUGCUAAAGAAGCAUACCUGCACCAUGAAUUAUAUAUAUAGAGGGGGUUUUUUUCAAUCAAAAGUCUCCUAAUAUCACAUCUCCCAAUUUUAUUUAUUUUAUUCUAAUUUGAAGUGAAAGCAAAACUAAUUUAACCACAAGCAAGUAAACCAACAAGGCAACCUGCAGGGUUUUUUCCUACUUUGCACAAUAUUUAACCUAUCCAGGAAAAGAAUCCUAACACUAGAGUGCAACCUGAAAUCUUUUAAUACUGAUGAUGGCCUAACAAAGAGAUAGGGAACUUCUGGUCCUCCAGAUGUUGCUGGACUUCAACUCCCAUCAACCCCAGCUAGCAUGACCAAUGAUUCAAGAUGAUCGGGGCUGUAGUCCAACAUCAUCUAGACAAGUUCCCCAUUCCCUGCUGAAUCAAAUUAAAUUUGCUUAAUAUCCAAAUUCCAUUUUAAAACUAUUACUGCAGACUGAGAUAUUUUUCAUCAUCCAACUACAUCCAUUUAUCACCCCCUUCCUUUUCACUUUCUUUGCUUAAAGUCCAUCCUGAUGAAGAGUUCUGAAUAAUCUGAAAGCUUUCCUGCUCCUUUGUGAUUUUUAUAGCUGGACAAUGAGUUUCUUAUGCUGCUAUGCCAAGGGACAAAUGACUUUUUAGAUCUGUCGUAAGCACUAAAGGCAGGAAAAGGUUAACAGAAUGAAGACGCUUGAUUGGACAGACGUGGUGACAUAUAUAUUAGAAUGAGUUUAAAUCUCCCGGGCUGCGCUGCAAUUGGUCAGACAUUAGAAAUCCUGUUUUUUUCCCUAUACUAUCUCUAGUUUCUUUGUUCCUGGAGAAAAUGUCUCCCCACUCCUCCCGUAAACUGUUUAAUAACAUGUCAAGGGGGAGAGUAAAAGAAAAAAGAGGCUACAGAAAACUUUUUUAGAUGAAAGAGGAAACCUGAAUUGCACACGGUUAGGUGGGUGAAAGCAAGUGGUAGAAAAUGCAGCUGUAGGAGCUCUGCUACAGAAACAAUCUUGAGAAAGAAAAUGGCGACCAGCCUUACUCCUUUUAUCAGCGUUACACUGGGAUUAAAAUAGAAAGACUUCAAAAAUUGCUUUGGUUUAAAAUUAACCCUGAAAAUUGCUAUAUCGAACAAUCUCUCCAACAGUUUACACUUAAUGGCCUGGGUACCUCCUUAGAUUAGAAGAGCUCUGGAGAUCCCUAAGUAUCGUAGAGCCUUUACACUGGCUCGUUUCAGCUCUUUACCAUCAGCCUUUUUGGAGAGAUAUUUGCGCAUUCCUUGUUCCCAACGCAUCUGCCUAUGCCAAUCGGGCGAAAUUAAAUCAA
Messenger RNA from Rhineura floridana, 5461 nucleotides. Its product is annotated as histone H1-like. Gene Ontology annotation, molecular function: structural constituent of chromatin; DNA binding. Gene Ontology annotation, cellular component: nucleosome. Lineage: Eukaryota; Metazoa; Chordata; Lepidosauria; Squamata; Rhineuridae. Bases 111 to 776 code for a protein of 221 amino acids. The record is from RefSeq and is a predicted model, not a curated record. The transcript has a single exon. Gene Ontology annotation, biological process: nucleosome assembly.